Messenger RNA from Cladophialophora immunda, 1139 nucleotides. RefSeq lists its product as uncharacterized. The transcript has 2 exons. The coding region runs from base 290 to 889 and encodes 199 amino acids. NCBI's taxonomy places the organism in Eukaryota, Fungi, Ascomycota, Eurotiomycetes, Chaetothyriales, Herpotrichiellaceae. The record is from RefSeq and is a predicted model, not a curated record.
CUCAUCAGCCCUGAUCAGCCCUGAUCAGCCCUGAUCAGUCGUGAUCAGGUGUGACCAGGUGUGACCAGGAUUCGUGGUUCAGGAGGGCAUCGACUGCCACUCCCUGUUACUAUUAUUGCCAUUGCGCGUACGGAGUCGACGAGGUGAUCCGGUUCAGUCCUCAACAUCUAUGCUGUCCCUGGUCUUUCUUAUUUCUGGUUGUGCAAAAGGUCACCCAGCACUUCCCCCUCACUGCUUGUUUGCAAUUAAGUGCUCCUUCGAUUACUUUUUCUCUUUCUGAUCAACUACCAUGGAGUCCGAACGCAACGGGACAAGUAUGGACAAGAACCCUUACAGCGAACAGACUGUCUACGGAGGCGGAUACUUUCCAGACGAACUUCCAUCACGCCCUGCCCCUUCACCGGCAGCUGCUAGAUGGACCAAGCUGCGUGGAUUCUUCACCUUCUCGCCGCGCUCCUACAACUUCAUCCACACGCCGGAUGGGCAAGCGCGGGUUCGGCGUAUUGCCAUGCUUGUUAUUCUUGGGCUCCGCAGCGCCAUGUCGGCGUUGAGCAUUGUUUCGGCAGUUAUCAACGGCAGCCUCGCCGGAAUCAUCAUCUACAGUCUUCUAGCGGUCUUGAGCUUGUGGUUCACGGCCACUUGCCUGGCAAUUAUUGGGAACGCCGCUGGAGAUCGAAACUAUUCUGGAAAAGUCAUUAAACGCUGGCAUUUCGACGUCUUCUUGGGAUUCUGUGUGGUUGUCCAUGCAGGACUCAUCAUCGCUUGGUGCUUCGGACUUACGGGCUGGGCCUUGGAGGUAGCUGGAAUUGGAAUGUGGUUCGCCAUCCUCGGAGUUGCUUUCCUGGCGGGAUGGCAGCCAAAAUCCUACUCAUUGGUAUGGGUUACUUGAACGGGAUCCCUCUCUGGCGAUGUCGUCUCGACCAUGCAGCAGCGCUCCAACUCGCCGGUACCACGCCGUGUCGACACCACUCGGAGCCCUGGUGUCGGCGUCGUCCGCUCGGCUCUCGCGUACUCUCUCGUACAACGUUCAUCGUGCGGCUCCCAGGUGCUAGCUAUAGUGCCGGCAUUAGAAGCUAUAGCUCCAGUACGAGGUAGAGUAAAUUGAGAUCAUUGGGGCCGAUGCUUAUAGGACGUAGCGU